Molecule: messenger RNA, 981 nt
Organism: Trichoderma virens Gv29-8
Lineage: Eukaryota; Fungi; Ascomycota; Sordariomycetes; Hypocreales; Hypocreaceae
Exons: 5
Coding region: 1-981 (326 amino acids)
Cellular component (GO): nucleus; cytoplasm
Molecular function (GO): protein serine/threonine phosphatase activity
Source: RefSeq, a predicted model, not a curated record
AUGACCCUGAAGGAUGUCCUUGAAUUGGCUAUUGGAAGUAAAUUCACUGGAGCCGAUACAGCCACCGUCGAGAUCGACCUAGAUUUGAUCAUCGAUCGACUCUUGGAAGUCAAAGGUUCUAGACCUGGACGGCGAGUUCAACUGCUGGAAAGAGAAAUACGACUACUUUGCAGGAAGGCACGGGAAGUCUUUAUAACCCAGCCUACGCUUCUAGAAUUGGACACUCCGCUUAAGUUAAUGGGUGAUCUCCAUGGACAAUACUAUGAUGUCCUUCGAAAUUUUGAAUAUGGAGGUUUUCCUCCACUAGCAAACUAUGUUUUAUUAGGUAACUAUGUCGGUUAUGGAAAUCAGUCUAUCGAAACAAUUUGUUUGGUUCUUGCCUAUAAAAUCAAAUAUCCAGAGACUUUUUUUCUAUUACGAGGAAACAACGAAACAGCUUCUGAAAGUCGAAUUAAUGGAUUCUACGACGAAUGCAUGAAACGAUAUAAUAUCAAAUUAUGGGAAACGUUUGUGGAUCUAUUCAAUUGCAUGCCGUUGGCUGCUAUCGUUGAUGAAAAAAUAUUUUGCGCUCACGGAGGCUUGAGUCCAGACCUGAACUCAAUGGAACAGAUCCGAAGGGUUGUGCGACCAACAGAUAUACCUGAUUGUGGACUUGUGUGUGAUCUCCUCUGGAGUAAUCCUGGCAGUAACAUCUUAGGAUGGUCUGGGAAUAAUCAGGAAGUCUCGUUUACGUUUGGACCAGACGUUGUAUCUCGCUUUUUACAGAAACACGACUUCGAUCUUAUUGUCCGAAGCCAUCAAUUUGUUGAAGAUGGCUAUGAAUUCUUUUCAGACAAACAGCUGCUAACAAUAUGGGGGGCUCCAAAUUGGAAGGGAGAGUAUGAUAAUGCAGCUGCAAUGUUGUCAGUCGAUGAAACUCUUACGUGUUCGUUUCAGAUUCUUAGGCCGGCAGAAAAGGGGCAAAAUUUUGGAGGAAGAUAA